Dioscorea cayenensis subsp. rotundata (Guinea yam) is the source of this 405-nucleotide messenger RNA. RefSeq lists its product as uncharacterized. The record is from RefSeq and is a predicted model, not a curated record. The transcript has 3 exons. Bases 1 to 405 code for a protein of 134 amino acids. Lineage: Eukaryota; Viridiplantae; Streptophyta; Magnoliopsida; Dioscoreales; Dioscoreaceae.
AUGGGACCUCAACCUUGCUUUUUGGAUGAUAAGGAGAAGAAGAUUAAUGAUGGAACAGAAGAGGAAAGCUUUGAGGAGCUUAAUGAAGAGGUUGAUGAAGAGCUAAUGGAAUAUGGAAAUGAGAUCAAGCCAGUUAAGCAUCUUGUUGAGCCUUUGGAUGAGGAUGGACCUAUCAAGUGCCCAGUUUUGGACUCUUUUCCUCUGUUGGAUCAAAGUAUGUGGAAGGAGGUAAUCACAGAUGGUUUGCAGAAAAGAAAAGAUCCAUUUGCAGAAAGAGAACAUGUCACACAAAGUUCAAGCAAGAGAAGACAUCAUUCUCCAUCAUCAUCAUCAUCAUCAUCAUCCAAGUCUUCUCACACCAACUUAUUUCAAGUCUUCAAUCAAUGCAGACAUUAUAGUUUCUGA